Molecule: messenger RNA, 386 nt
Organism: Rhagoletis pomonella (apple maggot)
Lineage: Eukaryota; Metazoa; Arthropoda; Insecta; Diptera; Tephritidae
Product: myrosinase-binding protein 2-like
Exons: 3
Coding region: 1-375 (124 amino acids)
Source: RefSeq, a predicted model, not a curated record
AUGAGAAGUACUUUGACUAAAAAGUUUAAGAAAUUCUUCCUCGUCGCCUUUGCUGCCAUCUUGGCUUGCGCCAGCGCUGAUGUCUCAGAAUUGGGCUACAGCUACGAGCAACCUGCACCUGUGUCUUUUGCUGCCCCAGCCCCUGCACCCGCACCCGUAGCACAGCCUGACCGCACCUACGUGCCACCAGCACCUGCACCAGCUCCAGUUCCAACUCCAUCUUACAUUCCACCUGCACCAGCACCAGCUCCAGCUGCAGUGCAAUAUGUUGCUCCAACUCCAGUUGUUGAACCAACUGAGGAAAUUGAGCAUCAUGCUCCUGAUGGUUACCGUUACAAGACUGUUCGUCGUCGCGUCUACAGACGUCGUUAUUAAUUUCCUUUUGU